GUGUAGCCAUCUGCCUGUCACCAUGGCAACCAGCAGCGCGGUCCCUAGCGACAACCUCCCCACGUACAAGCUGGUGGUGGUGGGGGACGGAGGGGUGGGGAAGAGCGCUCUCACCAUCCAGUUCUUUCAGAAGAUCUUUGUGUCUGACUACGACCCCACCAUCGAGGACUCCUACCUGAAACACACAGAGAUAGACGGACAGUGGGCCAUCCUGGACGGUAGGGAGAUAUUUUCUCCUCUGUCUCUCAGGGUUAUGGGGGCUGGUCGUGUAUUAAUUCCGUUAAAAAUAUUAAUUAAACAUAUUGUAGCACAGUAUUCCCAAAUAGUUUCAACAGAUUUAGACCUUGUGAUUUACACCCAUAAUGUGCAUUUGUUUUUUAGCUAGAUUUUUUGCAAUUGAUAGCUUGUUGCUUUUUCAAUCAUUCAUAUGGAAACAAGCAAGAAGAUGAUUCCCCAAAAACAUAUAGUAAAACCUGUAACAUUGGUACUUCUAUGUGUGUUAUUACAGUGUCUGUGUGUUAUUACACAGUGUCUAUGUGUGUGUGUGUUAUUACACAGUGUCUGUGUAGGUUAUUAAACAGUGCUGUAACCAUGUGUAAAAGUAGAUUUCUUGAUGGUACGGGACCUCCUAUGUGUGCACGCCUCUGACAUGUGGUAAUGAUAAAUAAUGGUGUAAUAGCCUAAAGUUUUCUUGAUAUUUUGUUUUAAUUAUUGUGAUAGGCUCAUGUUUUACCUGUACAGCGUACCCACACAAUUUAUUUUGCCGGGACGCUGUACCGGACCGUACCACCUUACUUUCACCCCUGGCUGAGACACUGGUAUCCUCUAUGUGUGUAAUUGCACAGUGCUGGACACGGCAGGCCAAGAGGAGUUCAGUGCUAUGAGGGAGCAGUACAUGAGGACAGGGGAUGGCUUCCUCAUCGUGUUCUCUGUGACAGACAAGGCAAGCUUUGAACACGUGGACCGCUUCCACCAGCUCAUCCUCAGGGUGAAGGACAGGUGAGGCCCAGCUCUUGGUAUGAUGUGUGCCUUAUGGUUCAGACACAUACGUGGGACUGCUGCUACUGCACUUAGUGCCUCCGACUAGGUUGUCUGCCGUAAUGUUUUGUCUUCCCUCUAACGCUCUCACUGGUAAAGGGUUCAUCUAUACAGCAGACAGUCAUUCUGUUCUCUAUUGUAUCUCUUGUUCACGAAAAAUGACAACAAACAACUCCUUCCUCAGCCAAUGUUUCCAUCUCACUGGGCGCAGACGUCAGUUCAACGUCUAGUUUUGAUUUAGAUUUGGUUGAGUUAACUAAAGUUAAUUCAACGUGAAAUCAACAAAAAAUGUCAUGUCAGAUUUAGGUUCAAAGUUGGGCGACAAAAUGCCCUUAAGUUGAUGACUUUUUGCAAAUCCAAUCAGUUUUCCACGUUGAUUCAACGUCAUCACAUAGAUUCUUUGGAGGGGUUGAAGUGACGUGGAAACAGCGUUGAUUCAACCAAUUUUUGCCCAGUGGGAUUUCAGUCAGAUCGUCAGCUGUGUAGUGGUGUUACUGUACACAUGUUAUGUUGAAUAAGAUGCAUCUGUUCCUCAGUCCAUCAUCUUCAUUCUCUCCUUCAGGGAGGCCUUCCCCAUGGUGCUGGUGGCCAAUAAGGUGGACUUGGUUCACCUCCGCAAAAUCACUAGCGACCAGGGGCAGGAAAUGGCUGCCAAACACAACGUGAGUACAGUGUCACCUCCGACAAGGAGUUGGGCAGCGUUAUGGGACAGCUUGAUGUCUAAAUCCUUUGUUGUCAAUGUCUUGUUGGUGUAAUAAAGUGUCCAAAUUUAAUUAAUGUACUUUUGAUAGGGACUCCUGGAUAGUUUUUUCUGACUAGUUAUGGCCAAUAAUCUUUCAUGGUCAGGUUAAAUGGUCAGAAAAACCUUGUAGAAGUUCCUUUCCCCACUGGUAUUGUCUGUGACUGGGGUUGUUCUAUGGGCUGUGUGUGUUGCUAUACCUAGGAGAGAGGUUGUUGGGUGCAGGGCAGGCUGGGAGAGAGGUUGUUGGAUGCAGGGCAGGCUGGGAGAGAGGUUGUUGGGAUGCAGGGCAGGCUGGGAGAGAGGUUGUUGGAUGCAGGGCAGGCUGGGAGAGAGGUUGUUGGAUGCAGGGCAGGCUGGGAGAGAGGUUGUUGGAUGCAGGGCAGGCUGGGAGAGAGGUUGUUGGAUGCAGGGCAGGCUGGGAGAGAGGUUGUUGGAUGCAGGGCAGGCUGGGAGAGAAGUUGUUGGAUGCAGGGCAGGCUGGGAGGGAGGUUGUUGGGUGCAGGGCUGGCUGGGAGAGCGGUUGUUGGGUGGUGGGCAGGCUGGGAUGCAGACUCAGCGUUAGCUACAGGGUGUGAUUUAGGCAUCUGGGAGAGACAGCACACUGAGACAGCACACUGAGGCUCUGUGUUGGGGGAAAACACAAAUACUGCCAAGCUUGGCCUUAACCGUUUUAGAACCUGCUAUUUCAGAGGACACCACCAAGUGUGAGAAUGUGCAUAAAAGUAUUUGUUGGCAAAUAUAUGCUUAGUACAUUUUGUUUUUACUUGCAAAACUCACAUCCCUUAUUAUGGGGGUCUGGGCCUGAAAGACAGAAUUACUAUUGGUUGUCUAUACCUUGUGGCACUAGCUAAAUCUAAUCAAAUCCAAUUUUAUUUGUCACAAGCGCCGAAUACAACAGGUGUACAACCUUACCGUGAAAUGCUUACUGUCACGAGAAUUUCUAUCUCUAAUUCAACCUAAGCUUGAAUCAUUACCAGAGGUUGUAAGGCUCUGGUUUUAAUCAUAAAUGAUUCAAGGUCCACAACCAGCAAGAAUGAUCUGUAUUUUUAUUCAUGGAGAGCUCUGGCGCCAAAACCCAUACACUCCUGUUUUAUACCCCUUGACACACAAAGGCACUUUGCUCCGCCCACCUUUAGGAGGCUUUUUUUAAACCCGUUUUCUCAUUCCCCUCACCCUGGAAUGUUUAGUCCCGCCCCCCUCUGUUAGUGGGUUGCCACUACAUUAUAACUCUAACACCGUUCACACAUUUAUACUGUAUUUGGGGUGAAAUCCUUUAGUCAUUAUUCUUAAAAUACAAAUUAAUCUAACAAUCCACCCCUUUGACUAAAUGUUUUCACAUUCAGAAUAAAUGUAUUUUACAAGCAUGAUUAAUCUCAGAGAUUACGUCAGAACUAAUAAACAUUUCAUCCAAUUGCGGUCUUUCAGGGUCCAAAUCCUCGUCAUCCACCAAACCUGGAGGAUCGUUUUUCACAUUCCCCUGGUCAGAGUCCGGAGUCAGUCCAUCUCUCAUCAUUGAUUAGAUACUGCAUUUCACCAACGCCUGACUCACCAAUCCUCGGACACAGGGAACAAGACAACAACCACAUAAUACAAGAAUACCCAUAUAAACACUGACCGCUCCUAAGAUGGUGGCUGCUAUGGUUUUCCAUUUACCAAACAUUUCAUCAAACCACCCUAUCCACGAUGUACUAACUUCUGAGUUCUCAUUCUUCACUUAGUGCAGUUAAUUCUGUAAGAGCUCUGGUGACUGUCCCAUCCAGUGUGGUGUUGUUAGGGAUAAAUGUGCAACAAUGGCUUAUCAUUCUAUAGACACCGGCCCUUUCUGCCUGAUCUAAAACCAACCUCUACUAAGUUAUGAGCGGGAUGGCAGAUAAUUGCUCGAAGAUCCCCUUUACUGCAUCUCUAGUCUGGUUAAUAAAUCGUUGUUGGUUGUAAUAGAUAUAAUUUAUCCAAUCCACAUUCUUGUUUAUUGUCACCCACCAGAAAAAUGUUGUGGUAAAACCCUCCCAUAUUUGAUUCAUAGUUUGUAUUCGUCUGGAACACCCCUGGGGAUGCCUAUACCAUCUAUCCAAAUUGGGCUAUUUCCUUCCUGACCUAUAUUUCUCCUCCUCCUGAUUAUUCUUCUUGUCACUGGUCUUUGAUGAAAUUCUUACAGAUUUGGACCAACAAUACUGGUCCACAAGUACCCACCCAUCCUUCUGGUAAUGUCUGUCGAAUGCUCCCUUUGUUAGUACAUGCCCACCACACAUCAGUCAGAGGGAUGGUAAGGUUAUACUUUUCCCCUCCCUUCCUUAUCUAAAUCAGUCACAUUAAUUUUCUCCUUACAGCCAUCAAAAUCACCCAAGUUACGGGUGCCAUUUCUAUGUCUGCAACACUGGUAUUCGCCAGGAGUUAAAGUGAAUCUAGGUGGGCUGGCCGAGUAAGUCAACUUUGCCAGCCCAAUCCCUGUGCAAUUGGGCUCUUUUUGAUUGGACCCCAGGUCUAAUACACAGGGAAACAUUGCCUUUGGCAUUGGGGCGGUCAACAUUGUCGGUCGCCCAAUGGAGCAUACAUAACAAUUGGUCUCCCCCAAGGCCCUAGCGGUGUACUUCAUCCACUUCAACCAGAGAUUCUCAUCAGGGACCCCCUCCACUUCCCCUUGGUUCCAUUCUUGGAGGAGAAAAUCUUUCAUAGUGGACGGGUUAGUCGAAUUGACUCCGUCAUCCCUUGACUGAUCUACUCGGUCUAUUGCUAUUAAUGGAUUAAUGACAGUACCUGUGCCCUCCAUAUCUUUUGACUCCAUCAAAUGUAAUCUUAGACAAGUAUCCCGUCCGUAUUCGUCCGCGCAAGCCCAGUAAGUUAUUUUCAUGUCCUCUUUAGUGACCUUUACUAUUGUUACUACCAUCUCCGUGGAGAUGUCGUUAUACCUUCUUAUCCUCCAUCUGGACGUCCAGCCCCCCCCCCCCCCCCCCCCCCCCCGUCUCAUCUCUCCGUCCCCCAGUAUGUCUAAAUACCUGAGCCCAGGAACAAUCCGCCGAGGGAGCUGAACAUAAAUACAAUGGCAUCUUAUAAUCCCACGUUGCUUGCUUAUCCGUCCUGAUAAGAUCCCUAAUCCUAAUUUUGAAUCUUACUCCCCACCCUUCUCUGACUCCUAUUUUGUAGAUCACUCGUCCUUGACGGUCAGUAUGUCGGGUUGCUUCCCUUUUAUUUCUUAAUAAUGGUAAGGCCAUAGCGUAAUUGGUGCGAGGUGGUGGUGGAUCUUGACAUACCAAGACUAUUGCCGAGACUAUGAUGCAGCUCAGGGUCACCCAUAUUCCCCAAAAACCGCCAACCCUCUCCUGCCUUUAGUCCUUCUGCUUGGUACCACCCCAUACUCACACCCUAAGAACACACUACAGUGAUGAUAGGUCGGGGUAGGAGAUCUUCGUUAACAGAGGUGUUCCCCAGACCUUAUUGGGUCAGUUCUUCUCUCCAACUCUGUGUGUGUUUCAGUGGUGCUUGUAUGUGGUCUUACCCUCUUGCAGUGGGUAAAAUGGACCCAGGUUACUCUCUCUGCUAUUCUAAUGGCCAAGGCAGUGACCAAUAUAACCUGAUAGGGCCCUUCCCAACAGGCCUGCUUCCAGUUUUUCUUCUUUAGGGACUGGAUGCUCACCAGUCACCUGGUUAGAUAGAGUGGGUCACCUUCUCCUUUAGUUCACCUGUGGGGCACAAAACCUCUGACAUACGGGUGUGGUUAAUAAACUAUCGUCACACAUGUUCAGAUUAAUCUAACAAUUUCUGACUGCAUUCUCUUUCUAGACUGUAUCUAAAAAAAUGUUUUCUUUCUUUCUUUAAAAAAAAAAGUAUUUUGUCCUCUCCUUCGUAUAUUAUUUAAUCCUACCAUUAGCCUCUUCCCCCCUCUUGACACAUAGUUCUGCUCAUGUGUCAAUAUUACCACCUACCUAAACAAUCACUUAGGUAAUUUAUCAACCAAUUGCCAUGCCUUUCAUUUUUGAGACUGUCUUUUGCUUCUUUAUUGCUCCUCCCACUUCCUUUGUCUUAAUGGCGGCUAAAUUCGACUUUCAUUCAGUUCAGAAUCAAUUAGUAAUCCAAUCAAUCAAUCUCUUAUCUUGUAAAAACACUUAUGUUUAGUUCAAACUCUGUUCUACCCCGGCUCUCCCGGGCUUGACCUGAAGACUGAUUGUUGGACAUGACAAGUCCAUAUUUAAAUAUUUCAAACCUAACACAACCCCCCCCCCCUCCUGCUGUAAUCAAUCAAGAAGAUAGCAAAGGAGAGACAGGUUUUAGCCUGAACUCUGCUUAACCCUGGUGCCGCUCCCUUCACAAUGUUUGAAGAGAGACAAAAGACAGCCAUGGAUUGAAGUAAGAGCAAGCACUUCAACCCUAGGUCACCUAAGUCUUCUGCCUAGCAACAAAGAAUAAAAACCUCUAUGUUCGUGAUUAACCCAGUUAUAUCUAAUAGCCCACCAAAAAAAAACCCAUCAUCUUUAAAUCACGACCAAUGUCAUAUACCCUCUUUACUCUCUACCAUUUGGGUAACAUCCCUGAUAUAUGUAUGAAAAGCUAAGACUGUUUGGGAAGAGAGCAACAACAUAAACUGUUCUUCCUCCUCAGAGUUCCAAAUGAUUUUACCAUGGGCUGCCAUUGCCUUCCCAUAGAUAAGAUCACAAACCAUUCCAUCCCACAGCAUAGCAAACACCACCCAUGAACUGCUGAAAAUCCCCUAAAUUCAACAUAACAACCCUUUAUAAACAUCAUGCUGGGUGUGUUGUUUUUUAUUUGAAAAACCCAAUUGAAAAACAACAAUCAAAGAUAGCCAGGCUCAACUUAAUUUGGUAGCUCACUUUUAUGACCUAAAUACUGCCUAACUUCACUACUGCUCCCCCUCGCCCUGAGCAAUAUUCCAAUGAGAUAAGCUAAUCUCUUUCUCCUGGUUAUACAUUUUGUUAACCUUCAAUUACCAUCAGUAAUCUAAAGAUGGUAGUACACACAAAACAUGAUACAGAUAUCCCCAGUCCUAACCCAUCAAUAAUGUUUGUAUCAAUCUAAUUCCUCAUAACUAAUCCAUAAAACCACUCAAGAUUCCUAGAGUAUACAAUGAUUAUUUAAUUGAUUACCCUAAAUCUGCUACAUGUGAUCUCAUUUCAAAUGAUCCAUUAUCAAUUAUUUGAUCCACCCCCUAGGAAAAUCUCUCUCCCCUUCUAUUCUGGAGUUCUACCUCUACCAGCUAUUUCCCCUAGAGUGGCCAUUAAAUACUCUGCUCCCUUCUGUUCUUUUCUUACUCUAUCCUGUCUACUAUUCUGCUCAUGAUGGAUUGCAUAUCUCUUGACCUCGGCUAACGAUGUAGUUCCCCAUCCCACUAAAGUCCUCUUAAUAUUUCUGCUUAUUUCUGGUCUCAUUCCACUAAGGAAUGCUAUUUUUAGUUGCUGAUGGUACGGAGUAUCAUUUCCCUGCCCCUGGGAAGGCUCAGGUAUGCCACUUUUUGCGUUAAAUACAUUUCUCAGUCUCUCUAAGUAUUGGCUGAUGGUCUCACUGUCUUCCUGUUUACAUUCAUGUACUUUGGAGAAGUCUGCAUGUCGAUGGUAAUGUUCCCUCAAAUUAUUAUACAACUCAGUUAUUUUCCCCUUUAUCUCCCCAAUUUACUAUUCCUUUCCUCAUUGCAAGUUGUUGCAUUGAUGUUCUUAAAAUGUAAACCUAUUGUUUAAUAACUUCAUACUUAUAACCAAUGUUUUUUCAAUCCAUCAUCCUAAUAGUAAAAAUGAUAUCCCAUUGUUCACGUAACGAAACUAAAUUAUUAAUUUUUUAGAAUCCACCAUUUAUUUUCAUUCAAUAUAAUAAUAAUAUAAUAUAAUAUGCCAUUUGAAUUAAUCAAAGCACUUCUUUCAGUAAAGUCUUUAUACCUCUACUUGACAUUUUCCAGCUCAAUCUAACUGGCUGGACUGUCUCCAUUUUUUUUUUCCGCCAACCAGAGCCAUAAAUUAUUCUCCUUUGUCCUCAACUCAAUUUUCACAGCUCUAUCACCACUCCAGCUCGCCAUUCAAUCUCUUUAACCGUUCUCUCUGAUUCGGCCCCAAUCAAUAAAACAAAUACUUGAUAUCGUUGAUAAGCAUACACUUAAUGACAUUCCUACCAUCUGAACUAUGUACUGUCUCUCACCUCUCCCCCCCCCCCCCCCUCCUGCUCCUUCCUACAUUAUGGGGGAGGCGCGGGGACCUUCCCUACAAAUCUUCCUUCUUAGGAAAUAAUGUCAUUCGUAUUUGUAACAUAUUUUCAUAGACCUAUCUAGAAUACUACUAAAGCUAUCUAAUGCAACUUUUAAUACACGUAAAAACUCUCUCCCUACACCCAUUCCCCAUUGAAUAAGUGCGUCUUCCUAGUUACCCCCCAACCACGCCUCAAAUCUUCCAUUCAGCAUUAACCAACCAAAUACUAAGUAGUAUCCGGUUAUCAUUCAUACCAGCCGUUUGAAUUCCCUCAUACACACAGAUUUCACCUUAUGCCAUUCAAAUGCCCAACAAAACAUAAUAGUUCAAUGGAACCCUCUAUUGGCUCUCUACUAUUUAUACAUUACUUCUAUAACCACUUUAGUUAUGGUCCGAUUACCCAUUAAACCUUAUCACAUAACCUUAUCACCUAAUCAAACAACGGCACAACCUUAAACUCAUAUCGGCCGGCUGGUAGCCCAGUAACCAAGAGCACCGUGUCAGCAACCGAGAGGUCGCCGGCUCCAACUCCCGAGCCGACCAGGCGAAAAAUCUGCCGAUGUGCCCCCGAGCAAGGCACCCAACCCCCACCGCUCCUGCAAGUCGCUCCGGACCAGAGCGUCUGCCAAAUGACCAAAAAUGCAAAUGUAAAUAUUCUCUACUUUCUCACUCAUGACGUACGUCUACGUUUGGGUGAGAAAGUUCAUACGUAUAUAUCGUUGGAAUUUUAUAGGUACCUCUCAAAUAAUCGCUUCGUGGUGUUUUUAGCCAAUUCUUAAUCGACACGAAUCAUUUCUUCAAACAUUUUACCCGUUGAACCAAAAAAUGGACUGUCCUAUCUCCGACACUGCCCUUUCCUUUACCCCUGCAGUCACGAUGGUUAUGACCUGUUCUGUUACAGUAUUUACACGGGGCCUUACACUCCCUUGCCAAAUAUUCCUCUUUGUUACAGUUAAAGCACUUCCUCUCUCCUUCGCGCUUCAAAAAGACCCUCGCUGUCUCUAGCCCCUCCCCUCGCUGUCACGAUCGUCAUAAUGAGUAGACCAAGGCGCAGCGUGAUAUGCGUACAUCUUUUUAAUAGUGUACUGGCAACACGAUACAAAAUACAAAACAACCAAACGAAACGUGAAGUCCUCGGUUAACAACACAAACCAACACGGAACAAGAUCCCACAAAACACAAGUGCACAACAGGCUGCCUAAGUAUGGUUCCCAAUCAGAGACAACAAGCAACAGCUGAUUCUCGCUGCCUCUGAUUGACUGCGACCGCGCCAACAUAAACCCAACAGGGGAGGGGCCUGGGUGGGCAUUCCGCCUCGGAGGCGGAUCCGGCUCCGGGCGUGACCACCACCCUCUAACAACCCCCCCGUAGCGCCCCUGGUCUGGUCUGGCCCCGCUGGCUGGAGCUGGACUGGACAUCGUUGGAGCGGAUUGCUUAGGCUCCGGUGUGGAGCAGCUGACCGGUACCUGACCAGGCACCGGUGAAACAGGCACGGGCUGUGCCGGACUGACGACGCGCACCACAGCCUUGGUGCGGGGAUCAGGGAGGGGCCGGACCGGGCUGGCGACACGCACCACAGGCUUGGUGCGAGGGAGCAGGAACGGCCGGACCGGGCUGGACGUCGCGCACCACUGGCUUGGUGCGGGGAGCAGGAACAGGCCGGACCGGGCUGGACGUCGCGCACCACUGGCUUGGUGCGGGGAGGAGGAACGGGGCCCGGGCCGGGCUGCGAUGGCACCAGGCUUGGUGCGGGGAGCAGGAACAGGCGGGCCGGGGCCCGGCUAUGCGCAACCAUUGGGCUUGGUUGGGGGGGGCAGGAACAGGCCGGGGCCGGGCUGGCGACGCACCAUGGCUUGGGGCGAGGGGGAGGAACAGGCCGGGCCGGGCUGGCACGCGCACCAUUGGUUGGUGCGGGGAGCAGGAACAGGCCGGCCGGCUGGCGACGCGCACCAUUGGCUUGGUGCGGGGGCAGGAAAAAGGCCGGCCGGCUGGCGACGCCACCAUAGGCUUGGGGGGGCGGGGAAGGAACAGGCCGGGCCGGGGGGGUGGCGACCGCACCAUUGGCUUGGUGGAGGGGCAGGAACGGGCCGGGCCGGCGACAACGCCCCCAUUGGCUUGGUGCGGGGAGCGGGAAACGGGCCGGCCGGGCUGACACGCGCCCCUUUUGGCUUGGGCGGGGGGCAAACAGGGGGGCCGGGGUGGCGCCCACCCACAGGUUUGGUGGGGGAGCGGGACGGGCCGGACCGGGCUGGCGACACCCCACAGGCUUGGUCGGGACGGACGGCCGGCCGGGCGGGCGACGCGCCCAAAGGGUUUGGGUGGGGGAGCAGGAACAGCCGGGGGCCCGGGCGGCCGCGCCCCAUUGGUUUGGGUGCGAGGGGCGAACGGCCGGCCGGGGCCGGGGCGGGCGACGCCAACUUUGGUUGGUGCGGGGGGCAGGAACCGGCCGGGCCCGGGCUGGCGACGCGCCCAUUGGCUUGGGUGCGGGGGGCAGGAACGGGCCCGGGGCCGGGCUGGCGACGCGCACCUUUGGGCUUGGUGCGAGGGGCGGGAAAGGCCGGCCGGGGCUGGCGACCGCAUCACAGGCUUGGGUGGAGGGACAAACAACCGACCGUACUGGGAACAACACCAUGGCCUUGUGGGGGAUCAGGAACGGGCCGGACCGACUGGUAACACACCUCAGUACCUCUCGCCGUGCCUCUACACUCUCCUUCCCUCUAACGACCAAUGGCCCCCGUAACCUGGUGGCCUUCUCUCCUCGUCCACAAACUCGCCCUGUAUCUGCCUCCAGCAGCCCCGUCGUCCAUGCCGUGUGCCCCCCCCAAAACAUUUAUUGGGGGUGCCUCUCGUCUGUCCGACGACGACACUGUUGGCGCCGUACCUCCUCUCUCGCCAGGGCUUUAACUUUAGCCCAUGGCCCUUUACCCGCGAACAUGUCCUCCCAGGACCACCAUUGGCCCACCUGGGCCAUCGCCAACCUCUCCAGCUCCUUACCCGGCGUUUGCUCCUGGAAACGCUGCUUGGUCCUGUUUUGGUGGGAUCUUCUGUCACGAUCGUCAUAAUGAGUAGACCAAGGCGCAGCGUGAUAUGCGUACAUCUUUUUAAUAGUGUACUGGCAACACGAUACAAAAUACAAAACAACCAAACGAAACGUGAAGUCCUCAGUUAACAACACAAACCAACACGGAACAAGAUCCCACAAAACACAAGUGCACAACAGGCUGCCUAAGUAUGGUUCCCAAUCAGAGACAACAAGCAACAGCUGAUUCUCGUUGCCUCUGAUUGAGAACCACCCCGGCCAACCUAGAAAACACACGAACUAGAAACUGAACAUAGAACACAAAACAUAGACCCUACACACCCUGGCUCAACAUAUAAGAGUCCCCAGAGCCAGGGCGUGACACUCGCUGUUUUUUCAAAUCCGUUCCACAGUUUACAUGCAUCUUCUUAAUCAUAACUUCUAACUUUUCCACAUCGAGAUGCCCAAUAAAUCCAUACCUCUUCUCCCAAAUGGAUCCAUAAAACAUAUUUCUUCGAUCUCUUCCUAACAUAUAUCUUUCAUCCCCCGUUAAUUCUCGGACCUCUUUAGAAUAUUUAUUUCCCAUGGUGGAAAAAUAAGAAAUCCCCCCGUUUAGUAAUAAUUCAUUCCAGAAUUAUUUUCCUAGGAGUUAUUAUUAAAUGCGUCUCUUGAGCCAAUGUUAUGAUCUGCUUUUGUAAUUAACCAUUUAAAUUAUCUAACCCGUAACCCAGAGUUUUUUUUAAAACUCCGGUUUCAUGAAAAGGGUCAGAUAACCAUUUUUUCUCACGCGAUCUAAUUCAGUCCCUCCUUGAAACAAUGAUCACGUAUUUCGAUGGAUCAUCAAGUCUCACACGUAUACAACAUUAUACGAUCAUUUGCUAACACUAUCCGUAACCUAGAGGUCGUAACUGCUCCAGUUUCAUGAAACAGACAGAGUUACAGCAAAUCCCCAGUUGUUUAUGCGACUUUUGACCUGUUUAAUGUAUCUAUCGCACACGACGAAAAUUAUCCCCCUUCCUGUUUAUAUUGUAACACUGUACCCCGUACAAUCUCAAUAUUAACUAGUUUAUUUUGGUGAUGGCCAUUCACCUUGAGUCAUUUCAGACCCCCUCCCUUUUAAUUAUCUUAUGAGAUUUUGGUAACUAUUCUCUGCCCUCCACAAGAAUUACUAUUCUCAUACAAGUUCAAAUCAUUUCACCAAAAUCCAUGAAUAAAAAUUACUGACCUUUUCCUUGCAGUUUGGAUUUAAAUGCUUUUUCAAACUCGUUAACGUCUUUAUCGUUCAUAAGAGUAAUCACCGGCCUGUUUAUAACCUUAAUGUCGAAGGCCAGGACUAUUCUCCACGGAUGCAAUCACCCGCCCGUGCACGGUUUCGGUGUCCUUAGAACGACAAAGACGUAUUUAAGCUCUGCUCGAAGGACCACUUGUCACGAGAAUUUCUAUCUCUAAUUCAACCUAAGCUUGAAUCAUUACCAGAGGUUGUAAGGCUCUGGUUUUAAUCAUAAAUGAUUCAAAGUCCACAACCAGCAAGAAUUAUCUGUAUUUUUAUUCAUGGAGAGCUCUGGCGCCAAAACCCAUACACUCCUGUUUUAUACCCCUUGACACACAAAGGCACUUUGCUCCGCCCACCUUUAGGAGGCUUUUUUUAACCCGUUUUCUCAGUCCCCUUCACCCUGGAAUGUUUAGUCCCGCCCCCCUCUGUUAGUGGGUUGCCACUACAUUAUAACUCUAACACCGUUCACACAUUUAUACUGUUUUUGGGGUGAAAUCCUUUAGUCAUUAUUCUUAAAAUACAAAUUAAUCUAACACUUACUGACAAGCCCUUAACCAACAAUGCAGUUUUAAGAAAGAAAGAGUUAAGAAAAUAUUUACUUAAUAAACUAAAGUAAAACUAUUACAAAGUAGCAAUAAAAUAACAAUAAUGAGGCUAUAUACAGGGGGUACCGGUACUGAGUCAAUGUGUGGGGGUACAGGUUAGUCGAGGUAAUUGAGGUAAUAUGUACAUGUAGGUAGGGGUAAAGUGACUAUGCAUAGAUAGUAAACGGUGAGUAGCAGCAGCAUAAAAAAGGGGAGGGUCAAUGCAAAUAGUCUGGGUAGCCAUUUGAUUAGCUGUUCAGCAGUCUUAUGGCUUGGGGGUAAAAGCUGUUAAGCCUUUUUGACCUAGACUUGGCGCUCCGGUACCGCUUGCUGUCCGGUAGCAGAGAGAACAGUCUAUGACUAGGGUGGCUAGAGUCUUUUGACAAUAUGUAGGGCCUUCCUCUGACACCGCCUGGUAUAGUGGUCAUGGAUGGCAGGAAGCUUGGCCCCAGUGAUGUACUGGGCCGUACGCACUACCCUCUGUAGUGCCUUGCGGUCGGAGGCCGAGCAGUUGCCAUACCAGGCGGUGAUGCAACCAGUCAGGAUGCUCUUGAUGGUGCAGCUGUAGAACUUUUCAAACCAGAGACUAUCCUGAUGUUUACGUGUGUACUGUGUUGUCUUUCCUGGCCUCUAUCCUUGUUUGAUCAAUGUGUUUUUUCUUUACAGAUUACAUACAUUGAGACAAGCGCCAAGGAUCCUCCUAUGAAUGUGGACAAGGCGUUCCAUGGACUAGUCAGGGUUAUAAGGUAGGUCAAACUUCUAGAUGGGAUACUCACUGACUAGAUGGGAUACUCACUGACUAGAUGGGAUACUCACUGACUUGCAGGUUAUAUUUAAGAAUGAUGAAUUAAGAAUUUAUAGAACAUAUUAUUGGAUUAAAUUGAUUUUAGAAAAUUGAUGCUUUUGGUUUCUCUUUGCAAACUAUAUGUUUGACAUGAAUGCCAUAAAAAGUAUGUUAAAAGGAUGGGGAAAAAACUGUAGCUAUUUCCUGAAUGAACAGAUGUGUAAUUUCAGAGGAAUCCAGUAUGUGUUGAUGUUCAGUGUGGUCAUAUCCUGCUGGAGGGCCCACUCAACUGUUUGUCAAGCAUUUAGAGGAGUAACACAGAGGCCCUCUAGCCUAGCUGCUUAGAUAGCUAGGCCAUCUGAUUUUAACCCUAAUCUCCAUCUCUUUCUUCUCUUGUUUUCUCCUGUACAUACCCUCAUUUUCUUUUCUUUUCUCUCCCCCCCGCUCUCUCUCUCUCUUUCUCUCUUUCUCUCUCUUUCUCUCUCUCUCUCUCUUUCUCUCUCAUCGUCCUCACCCCAUCCGUCUCCCUAUCCGUCCUCAUCCCAUCCCGUCCUCCAUCCCCCUAUCCCCUCCAUCCCCCUAUCCCUUCCUCCAUCCCCCUAUCCCGUCCUCCACCCCCUAUCCCGUCCUCCUCCCCCUAUCCCUUCCUCCAUCCCCCUAUCCCGUCCUCCAUCCCACCAUCUCCCUCCACCCGUCCUCCAUCCCCUCAUCCCCCGAUCCCCCCACCCCCCUAUCCCUUCCUCCAUCCACCCUAUCCGUUCCUCCAUCCCCCAUCCCCUCCAUCCAUCCCCGAUCCUCUCCAUCCCCUAUCCCUCCUCCAUCCCCCAUCCUUCCUCCAUCCCCCUAUCCCGUCCUCCCAUCCCCCUAUCCCGUCCCCCACCCCCCCCCCUAUCCCUUCCUCAUCCCAUCCCCCUAUCCCGUCCUCCAUCCCCUAUCCCGUCCUCCAUCCCCCAUCCCCCUAUCCCUCCUCAUCCCCUAUCCCCUCCCCCUCCAUCCCCAUUCCCUUCCUCCAUCCCCCUAUCUCCCUCCUCCACUCCCCCUCCAUCUCCCUAUCCCGUCCUCCAUCCCUAUCCGUCUCCAUCCCCCCCCAACCUCAUCCCCUAUCCCGCUCAUCCCCAUCCCCCUAUCCCGUCCUCCAUCCCCCUCCUCCAUCCCCCACCCGUCCCUCCCCUAUCCGUCCUCCAUCCCCAUCCCCUUCCCGUCCUCCACCCCCAUUUCCUCCCCAUCCCUAUCCGUCCUCCAUCCCACCCCCAUCCCGUCCCCUCCCCAUCCCGUCCUCCAUCCCCCAUCCCCCUAUCCCUUCCUCCAUCCCCUAUCCCGCCUCCAUCCCCCUAUUACCCCUCCAUCCCCCCCCCCCCUCCUCCAUCCCCCUAUCCCUUCCUCCAUCCCCCUCCAUCCCGUCCUCCAUCCCCCAUCCCCCUAUCCCGUCCUCCACCCCCCUAUCCCUUCCUCCAUCCUCCUAUCCUUUUGCAGGCAGCAGAUCCCAGAGAGGAGCCUGAAGAAGAAGAAGAAGCUGAAGUGGCGAGGAGAACGCUCUACGGGUUCUCACAAAGUCCACUGUGUCAUCUUG
This is a messenger RNA of Coregonus sp. 'balchen', 15192 nucleotides long. Lineage: Eukaryota; Metazoa; Chordata; Actinopteri; Salmoniformes; Salmonidae. The record is from the annotation of a GenBank genome assembly.